Molecule: messenger RNA, 1188 nt
Organism: Mesorhabditis belari
Lineage: Eukaryota; Metazoa; Nematoda; Chromadorea; Rhabditida; Rhabditidae
Source: the annotation of a GenBank genome assembly
AUGAUUGAAGACAUCGCAGUAACGAAAUUCCGUGAAUAUCUUCGAAUCAAGACUGUUCAACCGAAUCCAGACUACGAAUCUUGUACGAAAUUUCUAUUUGGAUUAGCCGAUGAGCUGGGCAUUGAGCGGUUGAGAUAUGAUACGAACCCUGGCUAUCCAUUUGUCGUGAUGACAAUCCCAGGCUCUCAACCAGAUCUCUCAUCCAUCAUGCUCUACUCGCACACCGAUGUUGUCCCUGUGUUUGAGAAACAUUGGAAACACGAUCCGUUUUCAGCGCACAAGGAUGAGAAAGGAGAUAUUUAUGCGAGAGGCGCUCAAGAUAUGAAAUGCGUGGGAAGUCAAUAUUUCGAGGCAAUACGAAGACAUUUUCUACGGGGAAAGAAACAAUUUCGGAGAACAGUGCAUAUCGUUUGGGGACCUGAUGAAGAAAUCGGUGGACCAAAUGGGAUCAAGGCUUUCGUGGAGAGCUCAGUUUUCAAGAGUCUAAAUGUGGCUUUUACUCUUGAUGAGGGAAUUGCUUCUGAAACGGAAGUUUACAAAACUUUUUACGCGGAAAGAUGUGGAUGGUGGAUUCGUGUGACAUUUCCUGGACAACCUGGUCAUGGAUCGAAAUUCAUUGAGGACACAGCUGCCGAGAAAAUGCAAUCCUUUAUCAACAACGCUCUCACUUUUCGAGCCGAACAAAAAUCAUUAUUGCAAUCGGAUUCAUCGAAAACUUUGGGUGAUGUCACAUCGUUGAAUCUCACAAUUGUUAGGGGCGGAGUCCAAACGAAUGUUUUACCAGAGAAAUUCGAGUGUGAGCUCGACAUUCGUCUCCCACCCACUGUCGAUUAUGAAGGAUUCGAGAAAAAGCUCAACGAAUGGGCUGGAAAUGGGACAAAGAUCGAGUACACUAUGAAAACAAUAUUCAAAAACAUGACCCCAACCACAAUGGAGGAUCCUUUUUGGGCCGCGUUUGAGGGCACACUCAAAUUCGAAGGCUGCAAAUUUACAAAGGAGAUUUUCCCGGCGAGCACUGAUUCGAGUUACAUUCGAGCGCAAGGAAUUCGCUCGAUCGGCUUUUCCCCAAUGAUCAACACUCCCUCGCUUCUGCACGAUCACAACGAGUUUCUCAAUGAAAAGGUUUUCCUUCGUGGUGUCGAAAUCUACGAGAAACUCAUCGAGGCGCUCGCAAAUGUGCCAAAAGAA